Molecule: messenger RNA, 1464 nt
Organism: Trypanosoma grayi
Lineage: Eukaryota; Euglenozoa; Kinetoplastea; Trypanosomatida; Trypanosomatidae
Product: sterol C-24 reductase
Exons: 1
Coding region: 1-1464 (487 amino acids)
Biological process (GO): ergosterol biosynthetic process
Cellular component (GO): endoplasmic reticulum membrane
Molecular function (GO): Delta24(24-1) sterol reductase activity
Source: RefSeq, a predicted model, not a curated record
AUGACUACCAAAUCCCGUCGGGCGUCAUCGCGCUCGCGGUCAAAAACUCCCGACAACGGCUCGCGGCAGGCAAAGCGCUUAGCCCCAGAGGAGUUAUACAACCUCACGGUGGAGCGCAAGUUCACACCUGAGAAGGAUACAUGGGAUGGCCAUUACGAGUUCUGCGGUUGGAUGGGUGCCCUUGGUAUCAUGUUGGCAUCGCACGUUCUCAUAUACUACUUCUGGGUGUGUAUUGAAAAUUUUCAGGGUACACUGAUUUACCCCGGCCAUCCACUGCUGCAGGGCGAAUCAAUGAUUACCGUGUUUGGAAAUUACCUGCGCGCCCACGCAGCACCAACGUGGGGUACGUUUGGAAUGUUCACCGCCUUCUUACUGGUGGAGUAUACACUAGCCGUGGUUCUUCCCAGCGUCGAAGUGAAAGGGCUUCCCAUCCCGAGUGAGAACGGCUACCGCCAAUUGUACAAGUGCAACGCGGUACAAGCCUGGUAUUGCAUGCUGCUCAUCGUCGGUGUGUUUCAUUACACAGAGAUCUUUCCUCUGUGGAAGUUGCGCGCGGACUUCGGCCGUUACUUGACUGUCGCGACCAUAUGGGCGGAUGCUAUCUCACUGGGUGUGUACGUUGUCGGUCUUCGCAAGCAGAUUCGUAUGUCACAUAACAUUAUCUACGACUUCUUUAUGGGAUCCGCUCUUAACUAUCGCCUACCUGGAGGCGUAGACGUUAAGCUGUUUGCCGAGUGCCGCAAUUCAUGGGUACUAUUGAUGAUUCUCACACUGAGUAAUGCUGCCGCCAUGCAACACGAGAUUGGCUACGUUACCGGCAACAUGUGGUUCAUUGUUGUGGCACAGUCACUGUAUGUAAAUGCCAUUCAAAAGGGUGAGGAGUGCGUCAUUACUACCUGGGACUUGUUCUAUGAGAAGUUCGGGUGGAUGCUGGCGUACUGGAACACAUGUGGUGUACCCUUUCUGUACUCUUUGCAGGGUUUUUACAUUCAGACGGUUCUGAAGGAUCGCGAACACAAACCGUGGCAGUUGGCGCUGAUGUACGCUGUGCUCAUUGUGGCUUACUACAUAUGGGACAAUGCCAACUCACAGAAGAACCGCUUCCGCAUGAAACGCAAUGGCACUCCCCAAAGCAUUCUCCGUCGCAAGUCGUUCCCGCAACUUCCGUGGGGCUAUAUUGAGAACCCACGUGUGGUGAAGAGUGAAAGAGGAGAACUUUUCGUGGACGGGUGGUACCGCUACGCACGCAAACUUCAUUACACUGCCGAUAUUAUCAUGGCAACAUUGUGGGGCGUGUCGUGUGGUUUUGAUUCCUUUAUUCCGUUCUUCUAUGUAUGCUUCUUCUUUUCGCACCUUGUGGAUCGUGAGGCGCGUGAUGAAUAUCGCUGCAGAAGGAAAUACGGCGAGCUGUGGGACCGUUAUAUAGAGCUGGUUCCGUAUAAGUUCAUUCCGGGGAUUUACUAG